Molecule: messenger RNA, 8398 nt
Organism: Neogale vison (American mink)
Lineage: Eukaryota; Metazoa; Chordata; Mammalia; Carnivora; Mustelidae
Gene: PLXNB1
Product: plexin B1
Exons: 38
Coding region: 1338-7751 (2137 amino acids)
Biological process (GO): regulation of cell migration; regulation of cell shape; semaphorin-plexin signaling pathway involved in axon guidance
Cellular component (GO): semaphorin receptor complex
Molecular function (GO): semaphorin receptor activity; protein binding
Source: RefSeq, a predicted model, not a curated record
GGGCUGGGGGCUGCUCUGGCCUGUGGCAGAGGGUUAGGGGAAUCCAAGUGCCCAGUAGGGAGGAGAAGAUGUCAUUGCCCCUCUUUUCCCCCUUCUCCACCUGUGGUACAUGGGGAAGGGCGAGGGUGGUGCUUUAGUGACCGAAGAGGCCCUUCACUUUUCCCAGAGCGGCUCAGCCUCCAGCCUCCUUUGUGGCCUGGCCAGGAGCUAUUCUGAUCCCUUCCAUUUUCCUGUGGGCCACUUGACCCAGUUGUGAUUUUACAUUUGGUGAGUGUCUUGGUUGCUGCCCCUUGAGGGCUGGAAAACUUUGGCUCACAGUAGGCUCUGAGCAAAUGUUUGUAAGCGAAUGGAAUGACUCUUGGUCUAACUAUGGACCUUCUGCCCCUAGCACAUCCCUGGGAGGAGGUGGCCGGAGGGAGUGAGCAGUAGCUGAGUGCAGGAGAUGGUCUCUGCCCAUCCUCGGGCAGACCCUGUCUUCCCAGAGGAAGAAACUCUUCUCCCAUCCCUUGGAAACAAGGAGAAGAAAUAGCGAGAGAUGCGCUGGCUUCUGCGGCCCUGUAGGCCUUAGGGCUCGAACCAGGGAAGUGUGCAUGAAUCUGUGUGUGGGGGGAUCUGAAUGUGGGUGGGUGUGCCAUGUGCUCGUGUGGAAUGCCUGUCUGUGCAACGUACAUGUUUGUGUAAGGAGGUUGUGUCUUUGCGCAGGUGUCUGAGCGGGGGUGGGGGGAGUAUGUGGCCUGUGUUUCUGCGUGCGUCCAUGUGUGGACACGUUGCGUCUGCAUGCGUCUGCACCUGUGCUAGGGCCUGUGUGCUUGUGUGUGCGUGUGCAUACGUGGGGCUGGCAGCAUGUGUGCUUCCUGGGGUGUGCAAGCCCAUGUCUGCUCAUGUGCUGGUGUCAGUCUGGACUAGGACAGUUCCUGGCCCCUGGGGAGGGUAUGGACCUGGGUGCCCUGGCAGAUUUGGGGCAGAAGGUGAGAAAAAGGGAGUGCGUGGAAGGGAGAAGGGGCUGUAGAGGAACAGGGUGAUGCUUGGGUGGGGGGCUGCCAACCGCGGGGCUCCUUCCUAGCUGCCCUUUCCCAGGCCCUGAGGGUGCCUGGUUCCGCUGCCCUCCCCCUCCCUGUGUGGGCUCUGAGGAGGCGUCCCCUCUGGAAUGUGUUUGGUGGCCGAGGGCCAGGCUGGGCCCAGUUCCACUGGCAGGCUGGGCAGCGGGAAGGGGAGCCCGGGCUCCCACGUGCCUGCAGCCCAGCCCCCAGCUUCAUGCUCUGCUAUCUUCCUGGCUAGGUGACUCCCACACAGGUCAUGCUGUUGUCUCCUGAUCCAGCCGGCCCUGCCAGGUGACCAUGCCUGCCCUCGGCCCAGCUCUUCUCCAGGCGCUCUGGGCCGGGUGGGUCCUCGCCCUCCAGCCCUCUCCACCGGCUGCUUUUGCUCCCAACGGCACACACCUGCAGCAUCUGGCACAGGAUCCCACUUCAGGCACUCUCUACCUAGGGGCCACCAACUUCCUGUUCCAGCUGAGCCCUGGGCUGCAGCUGGAGGCUGCCGUGUCCACUGGCCCCGUGCUAGAUAGCAGGGACUGCCUGCCACCUGUGAUGCCUGAUGAGUGCCCCCAAGCCCAGGCCACCAACAACCUGAACCAGCUGCUCCUGGUGAGCCCAGGGGCCCUGGUGGUGUGCGGGAGCGUGCACCAGGGGGUCUGCGAGCUGCGGCGCCUGGGGCAGCUCGAGCAGCUAUUGCUGCGACCCGAGCGCCCUGGGGACACCCAGUAUGUGGCUGCCAAUGACCCAGCGGUCAGCACGGUGGGACUGGUGGCCCAGGGCUUGGCUGGGGAGCCCCUUCUCUUUGUGGGGCGGGGAUAUACCAGCAGGGGUGUGGGGGGUGGCAUCCCUCCCAUCACAACUCGGACCCUGUGGCCUCUGGACCCCCAAACUGCCUUCUCCUAUGAGGAGACGGCCAAGUUGGCCGUGGGCCGCCUCUCUGAGUACAGCCACCACUUCGUGAGCGCCUUUGCACGUGGGGCCAGUGCCUACUUCCUGUUCCUGCGGCGAGACCUGCAGGCUCAGUCUAGAGCCUUCCGUGCCUAUGUGUCCCGAGUGUGCCUCCGGGACCAGCACUACUACUCCUACGUGGAGCUGCCUCUGUCCUGCCAGGGGGGCCGCUACGGGCUGCUCCAGGCUGCAGCUGUGGCCACCUCCCUGGAGGUGGCCCAGGGGGAGGUACUCUUCGCAGCCUUCUCCUCGGCCGCUCCCCCAACCGUGGGCCGGCCUCCGUCGGCCGCUGCCGGAGCAUCUGGAGCCUCUGCCCUCUGUGCCUUCCCUCUGGAUGAGGUGGACCGCCUUGCUAACCGCACGCGAGACGCCUGCUACACCAGGGAGGGCCGCGCCGAGAACGACGUGGAGGUGGCCUACAUCGAGUAUGAUGUCAAUUCAGACUGCGCACAGCUGCCGGUGGACACCCUGGAUGCUUAUCCCUGUGGCUCGGAUCAUACACCCAGCCCCAUGGCCAGCCGUGUACCGCUGGAAGCCACACCCAUUCUGGAAUGGCCAGGGGUUCAGCUGACAGCUGUGGCAGUUACUGUAGAGGAUGGACACACCAUUGCUUUCCUGGGUGACAGUCAAGGGCAACUUCACAGGGUCUACUUGGGCCCGGGGAGUGAUGGCCACCCGUACUCCACACAGAACAUCCAGCAGGGGUCUGCUGUGAGCAGAGACCUCACCUUUGAUGGGGCCUUCGAGCAUCUGUAUGUCAUGACCCAGAGCACACUUCUCAAGGUUCCUGUGGCCUCCUGUGGUCAGCACCUGGACUGUGCAUCUUGUCUUGCUCACAGGGACCCAUACUGUGGGUGGUGUGUGCUCCUUGGCAGGUGCAGUCGCCACUCCGAGUGCUCACGGGGACAGGGCCCAGAGCGGUGGCUCUGGAGCUUCCAGCCCGAGCUAGGCUGUCUGCAUGUGGCAGCCAUGAGUCCCGCCAACAUCAGCCGAGAGGAGCGGAGAGAGGUUUUCCUGUCAGUGCCUGACCUGCCGCCUCUGUGGCCAGGAGAGUCCUAUUCCUGCCAGUUUGGGGAUCACCAGAGUCCCGCCCUGCUGACCAGUGCCGGUGUGAUGUGCCCUUCCCCAGACCCUAGUGAGGCCCCAGCACUGCCGAGAGGAGCCGACCACGUGGCCAUGAGCGUGGAGCUCAGGUUCGGUGCUGUGGUGAUUGCCAAAGCUUCGCUCUCUGUGUAUGACUGUGUAGCGGUCACUGAGCUCCGCCCGUCUGCGCCGUGCCAGGCUUGUGUGAGCAGCCGCUGGGGGUGUAACUGGUGUGUCUGGCAGCAGCUGUGCACGCACAAGGCCUCGUGUGACGCCGGGCCAAUGGUGGUCAGCCAGCAGAGCCCGCUUCUCUCCCCAGCCCCUCCAGCAGGAGAUGUACCCACCCCCUUCCCACCCAGAAGCCCCCAGGCCCCAGUCACCUCUGUUCCCGACACCCUUCCCGUGGAGCCUGGGGUCCCCUCCACAGCCACAGCCUCGGCUGUCCCACCUGGGGACAGGCCUUCCCUGCUUAGCCCCUGGGGGCCAGGGGCGGGUCCUGGUCCGGUACCUGCUUCCGCCUCCACAGAGUCACCUCUCCAUGAGGAACCUCCCCCUCCCGACCCCCCCAACAGACCUGGAACUGCUGUCCCCGCCCCCACUGACUCCGGACCCACGGCCACACCCGAGGACCUCUCGGCCUCCCACCCAUCGCCCUCAGAUGCAGCAGCACUGCCCCCCGCCCCUGCAGACCCCGGCCCCGAGGCCAACCCCUCUGCGGCACUCCUGGACCAGCCCCCCGGCACUGCUCCCACCACCACUUUCCCAGGGGCCGCUGGCUCCGUGAAACCUGCCCCGGACUGGCUCACGAGAGAAGGCGGCGAGCUGCCUGAGGCGGACGAGUGGACGGGGGGUGACACGCCCGCCUUCUCCACUUCCACCCUCCUCUCAGGUGAUGGAGACUCGGCUGAGCACGAGGGCCCUCCCGCCCCCCUCAUCCUCCUGUCCAGCCUCGACUACCAAUACGACACCCCCGGGCUCUGGGAGCUGGAGGAGGUGAACCGGGGGCCAAGUGCCUGCCCUUGUGUAGACAGCGUUCAGGGUUCCAUGCUAAUGCCAGUGCACGUGGAACGAGAAGUCCAGCUGCUGGGCAGGAACCUGGGCCUCCUCCAGGACAGCCCAGGAGACAGUGAGUGUGUGAUGGAGCUGGAGGGCCGCGAAGUCGUGGUGGAGGCCUGGGUGGAGUGCGAGCCCCCUCCAGACACCCAGUGUCGUGUGACCUGCCGGCGGCACCAGCUCAGCUAUGAGGCUCUGCAGCCAGAGCUCCGCGUGCGGCUGUUUCUGCGUCGGGCUGGCCGUCUGCGUGUGGACAGUGCUGACGGGCUGCAUGUGGUGCUGUACGACUGCUCUGUGGGACAUGGGGACUGCAGCCGCUGCCAAACCGCCAGGCCCCAGUAUGGCUGUGUGUGGUGUAAGGGGGAGCGUCCACGCUGCGUGGCCCAGGAGGCGUGUGGCGAGACCGAAGCUGUGGCCACUCAGUGCCCUGCCCCCCUCAUCCACUCGGUGGAGCCACUGACUGGGCCCGUGGACGGAGGCACCCGUGUCACCAUCAGGGGCUCCAAUCUGGGCCAACACGUGCAGGACGUACAGAACACGGUCAGGGUGGCCGGGGUGCCCUGUGCCGUGGACAUUCUGGAGUACGAGGUCUCUAGUAGCUUCGUGUGCGUCACGGAGGCCAGCGGCGGGGAGGUAGCCGGCGCGGUGACGGUGGAGGUGCCGGGAAGAGGACGUGGCAUCUCAGAGCACGACUUCGCCUACCAGGACCCGAAGGUGUAUUCCAUCUUCCCGACCCGGGGCCCCAGAGCCGGGGGCACCCAUCUGACCCUGCAUGGCUCCAAGCUCCUGACUGGGCGGCUGGAGGACCUCCGAGUUGUCGUUGGAGACCAGCCUUGUCACCUGCUGCUGGAGCAGCAGGCCGAUCGGCUGCAGUGUGAGACCAGCCCCCGCCCUACGCCUGCCACGCUUCCUGUGGCUGUGUGGUUCGGGGCCACUGAGCGGAGGCUUCAACACAGCCAGUUCGAGUACACAUCAGACCCCAAUGUCACCUCUGCUGGCCCCACGAAGAGCUUCCUCAGCGGAGGACGGAAGAUAUGGGUCCGUGGCCAGAAUUUGGAUGUGGUACAGACACCAAGAAUCCGAGUGACUGUGGCCCCAAGAGCCCUGCUGCCUAGCCAGGGGCUUGGGCGGAGGCGUCGCGUGAUCCCGGAGACGGCAUGCUCCCCUGGGGCUUCCUGUGGCGGCCAUCAUUUUGAGGAGCCGUGCCACGUGAACUCCUCUCAGCUCAUCACGUGCCACACGCCUGCCCUCCCAGGCCUGCCCGAGGACCCCUGGGUCCGGGUGGAAUUUAUCCUCGACAACCUGGUCUUUGACUUCGCUGCGCUGAACCCCACACCCUUCUCCUAUGAGGCCGACCCCACCCUGCAGCCCCUCAACCCCGAGGACCCCACCAUGCCAUUUCGGCAUAAGCCCGGGAGCGUGCUCUCUGUGGAGGGGGAGAAUCUGGACCUUGCGAUGUCCAAGGAGGAGGUGGUGGCCAUGAUAGGGGAUGGCCCCUGUGUGGUGAAGACGCUGACCCGCCACCACCUGUACUGUGAGCCCCCCAUGGAGCAGCCCCUGCCCCGGCACCACGCCCUCCGAGAGACACCGGAUGCUUUGCCCGAGUUCACGGUGCAGAUGGGGAACCUGCGCUUCUCCCUGGGCCACGUGCAAUACGAUGGCGAGAGCCCCGUGGCUUUUCCCAUGGCGGCCCAGGUGGGCUUGGGGGUGGGCACCUCUCUUCUGGCUCUGGGCGUCAUCAUCAUUGUCUUCAUAUACAGGAGGAAGAGCAAGCAGGCCCUGAGGGACUACAAGAAGGUCCAGAUCCAGCUGGAGAAUCUGGAGAGCAGUGUGCGGGACCGCUGCAAGAAGGAGUUCACAGACCUCAUGACCGAGAUGACCGAUCUCACCAGUGACCUACUGGGCAGUGGCAUCCCCUUCCUCGACUAUAAGGUGUAUGCCGAGAGGGUCUUCUUUCCCGGGCACCAGGAAUCACCCUUGCACAGGGACCUGGGUGUCCCUGAGAGCAGGCGCCCCACCGUGGAGCAGGGGCUGGGGCAGCUCUCCAACCUGCUCAACAGCAAGCUCUUCCUCACCAAGUUCAUCCACACCCUGGAGAGCCAGCGCACCUUCUCGGCUCGGGACCGCGCCUACGUGGCAUCUUUGCUCACCGUGGCUCUGCAUGGGAAACUCGAGUACUUCACUGACAUCCUCCGCACGCUGCUUAGUGACCUGGUGGCCCAGUACGUGGCCAAGAACCCGAAGCUGAUGUUGCGCAGGACGGAGACCGUGGUGGAGAAGCUGCUCACCAACUGGAUGUCCAUCUGCCUGUACACUUUUGUCAGGGACUCAGUAGGGGAGCCUCUGUACAUGCUUUUUCGGGGAAUUAAGCAUCAAGUAGACAAGGGACCAGUGGACAGCGUGACCGGCAAAGCCAAAUACACCCUGAAUGACAACCGCCUUCUCAGAGAGGAUGUGGAAUACCGUCCCCUGACCCUGAAUGCCCUGUUGGCUGUGGGGCCUGGCGCAGGAGAGGCCCAGGGGGUGCCUGUGAAGGUCCUGGACUGUGACACCAUCUCCCAGGCCAAAGAGAAGAUGUUGGACCAGCUUUAUAAAGGAGUACCUCUGGCCCAGCGGCCAGACCCCCGCACCCUGGAUGUCGAGUGGCGGUCCGGGGUGGCUGGGCAUCUCAUUCUUUCCGAUGAGGAUGUGACUUCGGAGGUCCAGGGUCUGUGGAGGCGCCUGAACACCCUGCAGCAUUACAAGGUCCCAGACGGAGCGACCGUGGCCCUGGUCCCCUGCCUCACCAAGCACGUUCUCCGAGAAAACCAGGAUUAUGUCCCUGGAGAGCGGACCCCAAUGCUGGAGGAUGUGGAUGAGGGGGGCAUCCGGCCCUGGCACCUGGUGAAGCCGAGUGAGGAACCGGAGCCCCCCAGGCCUCGGAGGGGCAGCCUUCGGGGCGGGGAGCGCGAGCGAGCCAAGGCCAUCCCUGAGAUCUACCUGACUCGCCUGCUGUCCAUGAAGGGCACCCUGCAGAAGUUUGUGGACGACCUCUUCCAGGUGAUUCUCAGCACCAGCCGCCCCGUGCCACUUGCUAUCAAGUACUUCUUUGACCUGCUGGACGAGCAGGCCCAGCAGCAUGGCAUCUCCGACCAGGACACUGUCCACAUCUGGAAGACCAACAGCCUGCCCCUGAGAUUCUGGAUCAACAUCAUAAAAAACCCACAGUUUGUGUUCGACGUGCAGACGUCUGAUAACAUGGACGCCGUGCUCUUGGUCAUCGCGCAGACGUUCAUGGAUGCCUGCACGCUUGCCGACCACAAGCUGGGCCGGGACUCCCCCAUCAACAAACUUCUAUACGCUCGAGAUAUUCCCCGUUACAAACGGAUGGUAGAAAGGUACUACGCAGACAUCAGGCAGACCGUUCCUGCCAGUGAUCAAGAGAUGAACUCCAUCCUGGCUGAGCUGUCUCGGAACUACUCUGGGGACCUUGGGGCACGAGUGGCCCUCCACGAGCUCUACAAGUACAUCAACAAGUACUAUGACCAGAUCAUCACUGCCCUGGAGGAGGACGGCACGGCUCAGAAGAUGCAGCUGGGCUACCGGCUCCAGCAGAUCGCAGCUGCUGUGGAGAACAAGGUCACAGACCUGUAGGGACCUGGCUAGCCCUGGCCUGCCGUUGCCUCAGCCUUGCCUGGGCGGCCCCGGAGCCGCGAGGGAGAAACUACCUUCUUAGAUGCCUGUAGUGCCUGACAAGCCGAGUUAGUGGAAGGUGGCUCCCAGUUCCCCUGGGGGCUCUGGCCUGGGCCCUGCUGGACCUGCCUCGAAGGCCUGGGGCCUUGAGGCUGAUCGGGUGGGGCCCAGCCUGCUCCCUGAGCCCAGUGACCCUGUGGGCUAUUUUGUGUGUGAUGUCAGUCUGUGGGGAGUCAGGGACUAAGGGCUUCCAGAGAGUGGCUGGUGGGGCCUCCAGCCCCUGGAGAGACUGUACUGUUCCUGUACACUGGCCUUUAUCCAGCUGGGAUGCAGAGGGGGAGGAGAAGAGCCCCACUUCCUGUCCUGCCCUCCUCUAUCAUCCCUGACCUCAGUUUAGCUGCCUCUGGCCUUGUUGCUGCUGUCACGUUCCUAGGUCCGAGAGAGGAAUGCCUUUGCUAGGCCGCUGCAAACUGACCCCUCCGCGGGGCCUGCUGCCUCCAGGCCACCCUGCCUCAGAGGCAGCCCGUGGUGAGGGCCACAUGCUGCAGGCGCCCGGGGGAGAGUGGUGGCCCCACUGACCCAGAUCUUCAUUAAAGGAUAACACACUG